GGUGCUGUAGGAAGUACUGGAGGAUUACAGAAUACGUUAUCGACAGAUCAUGGAGCAGGACAUAGGCCCAGUAAUGCUUCAGAAAAGCCCGCGGAUGGUGUUUGCCACAUUUCGCAAAGUCCCUUCAGAAUAUUAAGAGCGGCCGAGAGUGGUAAUUUAGAUAUUUUCCAACGGCUUUACUAUGACGAUCCUACUCGUCUGGUUAUACAAGACAGCCGUGGAAGAACACCCGCUCAUCAAGCUGCUGCCAGAAACAGAGUCAAUAUUCUACAAUUUAUCCUAGAACAAGGAGGAGACUUGAACAUUUUGGAUUAUGCAAACAAUACACCUCUGCACAUAGCUGUUGAACACGAAUCGUUGGACGCCGUUGAUUUUUUGUUAGCUAAAGGUGUGAAAACUGAUAUUUUAAACGAAAAAAAUCAAGCUGCUAUCCACCUGGUGACGGAACUUAAUAAGGUGAAGGUAUUGGAAGUGAUGAGUCGACAUAAAGAAAAAAUCAACAUCCAACAAGGAGGCGAACAUGGCAGAUCGGCGCUGCACAUCGCCGCUAUUUACGAUCAUGAAGAAUGUGCCAGAAUUUUAAUUUCAGAAUUUGGCGCUUGUCCGAAGAUACCUUGUAACAACGGCUAUUAUCCCAUUCACGAAGCUGCCAAGAACGCUUCUUCAAAAACUCUAGAAGUCUUUCUACAAUGGGGUGAAUCUAGAGGAUGCAGUAGACAGGAAAUGAUCUCGUUUUACGAUUCCGAAGGUAACGUUCCACUCCAUUCAGCUGUCCACGGAGGUGAUAUCAAAGCUGUAGAAUUAUGUAUAAAAUCCGGUGCUAAAAUUUCCAUCCAACAACAAGACCUUUCAACGCCCGUUCAUUUAGCUUGCGCUCAAGGUGCCACCGAAAUAGUUAAAUUAAUGUUCAAGAUGCAACCCGAAGAGAAAAUGGCUUGUCUACAAUCUUGCGACGUCCAAAAAAUGACGCCGCUCCAUUGCGCCGCUAUGUUCGACCAUCCGGAAAUUGUUGAAUAUCUAAUACAAGAAGGCGCAGAUAUCAACGUUAUGGAUAAGGAAAGAAGAUCUCCAAUGCUACUAGCCGCUCUUAGAGGUGGAUGGAGAACGGUACAUACUUUGAUUAGAUUGGGUGCAGAUAUAAACAUCAAAGAUGUCAAUAGAAGGAACGUGCUUCAUUUGGUGGUUAUGAAUGGAGGGCGAUUAGAAAAAUUCGCAACCGAAGUAAGUGAGUCGAAAUCUAAAGAAAGCCUUCUUCAACUUCUAAACGAAAAGGACAUCAACGGUUGUUCUCCUUUACAUUACGCCAGUAGAGAAGGGCAUAUUAGAAGUUUGGAAAAUCUUAUUCAUCUAGGAGCUUGCAUUAAUCUGAAGAACAAUAACAAUGAGAGUCCCUUACAUUUCGCUGCCAGGUAUGGCCGAUACAACACCGUUAAACAACUGUUAGAUUCAGAAAAAGGCACUUUUAUAAUCAACGAAAGCGACGGCGGUGGAUUAACCCCAUUACAUAUAGCUUCUCAACAAGGGCACACAAAAGUUGUUCAACUUCUACUCAACAGAGGAGCAUUAUUGCACAGGGACCACAACGGCAGGAACCCAUUGCACUUGGCAGCCAUGAACGGAUUCACUCAGACGAUUGAAUUGCUACUAUCUGUACAUUCCCAUUUACUCGAUCAAACCGACAAAGACGGGAAUACUGCACUACAUUUAGCUACCGUAGAGAAUCAACCAAACGCGAUUGCCUUUUUGCUUUCAGUGGGUUGUAAACUAUUAUAUAAUCACUCGGAAAUGACGGCCAUAGAUUACGCCAUCUAUUAUAAGUUUCCCGAAGCAGCUUUAGCUAUGGUUACUCACGAAGACAGGGCACAAGAAAUUUUAAGCUUAAAAUCCAAUAAACAUCCUUAUGUAACUUUGGCUCUAAUAGCGUCAAUGCCACGAGUUUUCGAAGCCGUUCAAGAUAAAUGCAUCACGAAACCGAAUUGCAAAAAAGAUUCCAAAUCCUUUUAUAUCAAAUACAGUUUUUCCAGUCUUCAAUUGCCUGCUUCGUCUUUGGAAGAUGACAAAAAUGCUAAAAGGGAACCUUUACCGGCUUUAAAUGCGAUGGUGAUUCACGGUAGAGUCGAAUUAUUGGCUCAUCCUUUGAGUCAAAAAUAUUUACAAAUGAAAUGGAAUUCGUACGGGAAAUACUUUCAUCUAGCCAACAUCACUUUUUAUAGCGUGUUUUUAGCUUUCAUCACGGCUUUUUCUUCUCAAUUGAUUCAACAGGAACCCCCUCAAGCUAAUAUCGAUUUCAACGUUACAAAUAUAACCCAUGAGGAAUACGUGAUGAUGAGUAAAUUACGUAUACUACGACAUAUCCAUAUCAGUCCGAUGAUGUAUAUCUGUGCCUUGGGUAUAAUAGUCUACAUUGGUAUUAAUAUAUUCAGAGAAGCUCUUCAAUUGUACCAGCAGAAAUUUUUCUAUUGUAUGGACCCCAUGAAUUUGGUAACGUGGUUAUUGUACGUUUCGGCUCUCGUUAUGGUUUUACCGAUAUUUCGUGGUACCGAAACCAUGUUUGAUUUGCAAUUUUCCAGCGCUUCGUUGACCGUAUUUUUGAGUUGGUUCAAUUUGUUGUUGUUAUUACAGAGAUUCGAUCAAGUUGGAAUAUACGUGGUCAUGUUUUUAGAAAUUUUACAGACGCUAAUCAAAGUAUUAAUGGUAUUUUCGAUAUUGAUUAUAGCUUUUGGUUUAGCUUUCUACAUAUUAUUAUCAAAGGGUGAACAUCUUUCUUUUAAGACAAUUCCUAUGUCGUUAGUUAGAACGUUUUCUAUGAUGUUGGGGGAAAUAGAUUUUCUCGGUACUUACGUUAAACCGUAUUAUUUAACCAACGACGGGCAAGAUCGAUCUUUUUUACCCUUUCCGAUUCCAGCUUUUUUCAUUUUGGGUUUAUUCAUGGUUCUAAUGCCUAUUUUGUUGAUGAAUCUUCUCAUUGGUUUAGCUGUUGGAGAUAUAGAAUCUGUCAGAAGAAACGCUCAACUCAAGAGAUUAGCUAUGCAGGUUGUUUUACAUACCGAAUUGGAGCGUAAACUUCCGACGUUUUUGCUGGAGAAAGUCGAUAAGAUGGAAUUAGUUGAAUAUCCUAAUGAAUGCAAAGGCAAAGGUGGUGUAUUAGACUUAAUUUUAAGGAAAUGGUUCGGUUGUCCAUUUUCAGAUGAUGGUGCAGUUGAUAUAGCAAUGGACAAUACAGAUGAUUACAUAGUUGCCGAAUUGGACAAAACUAAGAAAAAAUUGAGGGAAAUUACAAAAACAUUGGAGAGGCAACAACAAUUUUUACGUCUCAUCGUACAGAAAAUGGAAAUAAAGACUGAAGCUGACGAUGUAGACGAAGGAAUUCCAUCUAGUAACUUGAAUAGGGUGAAUUAUGGUUCUAAUAAAUGGACGUCACCGAAAAUUCGAAAGAAGCUCAGGACUGCUAUCAGUUUCACAAAUAAGAGUAACUCUUAAAAUAUUAGACAAAAAGUUAUUUGAAAUUUAUAUUUUCUUAUUGUUAUCACGAAUUAUCAAAAAUAUAUUCAUAAAAACAAGAAAAAUCAUUGUUGAGAAAAGUUACUAAAAACAAACAAAAUGUUUUGUUACUGAAAAAAAAAUUAAAACGAGAAAUUAUUGAUAUUUCUAUAUAAUCAGUUAGUUAACCAAAAUUGAUUCAAAUAUCUCAUUUUUAUUUACAAAUUCAUUUACUAAUUACGAUAAAAACGAUAAUUUCCGCCCGUCCAUCAUUUUCCUCGAAUUUUUUUCAUCCAUUCUUUUUAGCCACUCUGUAGAUGAGAUAAAUAUCUUCCUGAAGGUCCACUUUCGCAGAGCUUUUUUCGUCGUCACCUCUGUAUACAAUUUGAUCUCAAUCGGUUUAUUUUUUUUCCAUGUGCUUUUUUUGUAAUUUUCCAUUUAAAUUGCUUUUAUAGCUAUUUCCGUAAUCAUUAUCAUAAAUCAUUAUUGGUAUUUUGCGUGAUCACACAUUAUAUUUUUUAUUUUUAUAAACUGCAUCAUUUUCGUAAAUAGUGAAUUGAUACAAAUUAUCAUUUAAAACAAUUUUGAUAUUUAUUUGCUAAACAAUAUCUUAACCAAUUUAUUUUAUAUAAAACUGUUAGAUAAAUGAUUUAUUCAUCAUUGAAAUGAUGAAAAUAUAUGUCGUGUUAGUUUUAAAAAAUUAUAUUGUAUGUUGAAAAUUGGAAAAUAUUAAUUUUUGUAUGCCGGCAGAGCAAAUAAGCACACGUUUGUCAAUUUUCAAAAUAAAAAAUUCACAGAAA
Molecule: messenger RNA, 4280 nt
Organism: Diorhabda sublineata
Lineage: Eukaryota; Metazoa; Arthropoda; Insecta; Coleoptera; Chrysomelidae
Gene: TrpA1
Product: transient receptor potential cation channel subfamily A member 1
Exons: 19
Coding region: 475-3480 (1001 amino acids)
Biological process (GO): transmembrane transport; monoatomic ion transport
Cellular component (GO): membrane
Molecular function (GO): protein binding; monoatomic ion channel activity
Source: RefSeq, a predicted model, not a curated record